ACCUAAAACGAUUAACUUGUAAUUGAUUCAUCAUCUUAAAUUUCUAAGUGGGAGAGAGGUGUUGAUUCUCCCUUCAUUAAUCUCCACCCACGUCGUGCAGAGAUGAGCUUGUGUGAGGUAUCCCUAUUAAGGGGAUAAAGGUAUUGGGCAAAUCACCCAUCACGUGUCAUCAACCGACUCAGCCAGAAAGGGAGGACAGAGUGAAAUUUAUUUUUAGCCUCUUUUGAGAGAGUGUGUACUCCCCCAUGCCAAAUCAAAUCGCCGGCGAUAAAAGAUAAUCUCACCCCUAGUGACACAUUGCCAUUUGAUGCUUACAUGUACACAUGCACUGGAAAUCUUAAUACAUAUAUUGUAGGCCUUUCAAGAUCAACCUUUCAUAGAUCAUCCCAACUCACUUGAAGAGCAGGACAUGUGUGUAUGAUCAUAUGUUUUUUAUGUCAAAAGGAGGGUUUUGUUGACCCAUACCAGGAUCUCAGUGCGACUCGUUGGAUUAUUAUCAAGGAUUACCUAAGAACAACUGACGUCAAAUGCUGAUGGUGCUGAUGCUGAUGGAACAAGUUUUCAUGAGUCAAAUUACAACUCGUAUUCGCCAAGUUGUUGUGCAAUGAUAAGAAAUUAAUAAACAACGGAUCGAAGCUCCUCUUACAAAGUUACAUGUUGAUGUGCUACUUGCAAAACUACUGGUAUGUGUGGAACCAUUUGUGCAUGACGGUCACAAAGUUCAUGUUUUGAAAUUUAACAUUGUGCGUGACUUAUUUGAUCAAUUGGAUUGAACUUGGAAUCAACCAAGAUGGCUCUGAAAGGAACGAAAGCAUUGCAGUCAUGGUGCGUCAAGGUCACGGCUGGAUACCCCAACGUCAAGGUUGAGAACAUGACAAAGUCGUGGAAGGAUGGACUUGCCUUCUGCGCCGUCAUACACCACUUCAGACCAGAGUUAAUAGACUUCAAUUCCCUUUCAAAGAAAAAUAUCAGAGAGAAUUGCACGUUGGCCUUUGAGGUAGCGGAGCGGGAGCUUGGUAUACCAGCCUUACUUGAUCCUGAAGACAUGGUGUCCAUGGCAUCACCAGAUAAACUGAGCAUCCUCACCUAUCUAUCACAGUACUACAACUUCUUCAAGAACAAGGAAUCUGGUGGCCCGCCUCCUUUGCCCUCCAUCCAUGAAUCCGAUCCUUCAGGUAAAGAUGUUGAGGUCUCUGACAAGGGCAAGGAGAUCCGCAGGAGGAGCUUCAAGAAGGCUAAAGAUAAGGAGAACAAAGCCGCCCAAAGUGGACCCCUUCCGGCCAAGAUCUCCCUGAAGAGCGACAAGUGUGAGAUCUGUAGCAAGAGAGUCUACCUGGUGGAGAGACAGGUGGUGGAUGGUCGACUCUUCCACCGCAACUGCUUCAGGUGUACCAAGUGCAGGAGUACGUUGCGCCCGGACUCCUAUAAGCUCACCAAGGAUCCCAAGAAGUUUGAAUGUAUGUGCCACAGUGAUAAUGGAGAUAUAUGGAACUUACGCAUGAACCCGACCAGUCGGGCUGGUGCCAGACUGGCCGGAGUGGAUGAGGAAGGAGGAACGAUAUGGCAGAACCGGACAGCCAAGGCUUCUCCAAAGAGGCCGAAUCAGCCACCUCCACAGCUACCCCCCAAGUCGACCACUCCUGCAGAACCCGUCAUGGGGAAUUCAAAGCCUAGUAUGCCGCAAGCACCAGAAAGAACCAAGCCACCGUUUCCUGGUGCUGUUUCAAUGCAUCCCCACUUGAUGAAGUCCGCAGCCAGGGCAAGGUUUAAUGCAUCGGGUAGUCCAGUUGGUAGUCCACAGCUUGAACGACACCCCUUCAACGGGUCUGUCACCUCCCUGGCCACCCAGAAAGAUGCAGACAUGGCAGCGUCACAGGAGGCCCUCAACAAGAGUCCUGCAGAAUCACCUGCCAGACCUGUACCUCUUCCUAGGGUUAUAACAAAACCAAAAGAGAACGGUCAGGUACCCACUGGAAAAGGAACCCAAGAAAGUUCCACAGGGUUAUCAACAACAGAGAGCAGUAGUGAGGACUCCAAGGCAAGAGAGAAUAGAGAAUCAAGCUUGUUCUCAACGGAUGAUGAAUCCAAGUCGUCUUCCGAUGUCAGGAGUCUCAAGGAGGGCGAUUCCUUGGGAUUCGAGAGUAGUGAUCUAGACAAUAUUAGUGGCACUUUUAACAAGACUUUUAGGGAUACAGAUGAUACAACAUCAGCAGAGGAGACAACGGCUAAGGUCGACGUUUCAACUGCUGAAGAAAUCAAAGAGGUGGGUGGAGAUGCUGGUAUAGAGAAAUCACCAACAUCAGAAGAACCUGUGGAAGUCGGUGUUGAUCAGAAUGAGGAUAUAAGUGUAGCUAACAAGGAAAAAGACAAGGAGGAAGAAACAUUGAACACCGUCAAUCAGACUAUCACCAAAGACCAAGAGAAAACUGAUUUAGAGAUUGGCACCAAUGAUGUAACAAACAAAUCGGUGGAGGAAGGAAGUACUGGUGAUAGUGCAUUGUGGGAUACCAAGGCAGAGUUAUCUGACUCAUUUCAAGAUGAGAACAGUGAAGCAAAAAAGACAGAAGAUGUUAGUGUUGAAACAAAUGAUAAGACCGUUGAAAAGGAAAGUAAGGUACCAACUCAGCCCGCCACACUUGAGAUAGAUGAGAGAACAGAAAGAGAUAAAGACUCAGAAAAUAAGUUGAAAGAAAAUGUGAGUCAAGUGGAAGGCCCAUCAGGAAAGAAAACUACAGAUGAUAAUUAUGAUGAUUCCUUGAACCCAUUUGGAGAUGAGGAUGAAGAAGAGACGGAGGAAACUGGCAAGAGACAGUCAACAAAUCCAUUUGGGAGUGAUGAGGAUGAUGAUGGUUAUGACAACAACUUGAAUCCAUUCGGUGAGGAUGAGGAUGAAGGAAAUGAAAGUCACAUUAGCGAUGAGAGUGUCAAUCCUUUUACUGGGUCGCCUACUCGAGAAACUCCCUUCAGUUUGAGACUCAAAAGUGAUAAUAUAAGGGCCGCAUCCUUCUCACAUUCAAAGAGGCCAGAGAGACCACCCCCACCGACGAUCCUGAGCUCUGGUUCCUACUCUGUCAAGACUAGAUCGCAGAUCCUUGAUGAGCUGAAGAGGGACAGGGAAACACUGAAGAAGAAAAGGUCUGCACCUCCACGACCCCCUGGUGGUAGUCCAGGAGGCGUAACGGCUCCACCCAGAUCACGCAAGAGCUACAAAGCACCGCUGCCUCCCCAGGUUGUUCCUCCAAGAGCAGCCUCCGAUGGAGAGCUCCCUAAUCGACCUGCAAAGACCAAGGAUGGAGAGUCGACGCCAACACCGGUACCCCAACCCAGGACUGGACCAACAGCAAACGGCACAAAGAUCGAGCCAGUGCCGUCACCAAGGGUGAAAAAGCCUGAGCGACCCAAGUUUGCCCCGCCAUCCAGAGCACACUCACAAGGAAAGAGGAAAGCGCCCGCCCCUCCGGCCAUCAAGAGAGAGGUUGGUAAGGACCACAUCGAGACGUCCCUGAUCCAGCAGGAGCUGAUAAACAUUGAGAAGAGACAGAGGGAGCUAGAGGAGAGAGGUGUGGAACUGGAGACGAACCUCAGACAAGAUACAGAUGAUGAUGCUGCCCAUGAUGAUACUCUCCUUGCUGAAUGGUUUGAUGUGGUCAAUCAGAAGAACAAACUAGUUCGGAGAGAAGGAGAACUCAUCGCACAGGCCCAACAGCAGGAGCUAGAGCUCCAGCAUGCCGAGAUUGAGUUUGAGCUCCGGGUGAUCCUCCAAAAGCAGGAGCACGAGAGGAUCGAUGCCGACGCCACGAGGGAGGAGCAGCUCCUUGAGAUGCUGAUGGAGGUGGUCCAGAAGAGGAACCAGAUCGUUGAGAGGCUGGAAGAGGACAGGUUGAGGGAGGAGAUGGAGGAUAGAGAGAUAGAAGCAAUGAUCGGGACCGGAAGUGACAAGAAGAAAGAUAAGAAGCACAAGAAAAAGCACAAGCUGGGUCUCAUCAAGUGAAGACUGGUGGAUACCCCAUCUCUUCUCAUCUCACCUUGCUGUAGCCUUACAUUACCCACCAGAUGCAGUGUUAAAGAGAUUAUAACACUCUUGAAGAGGAUCACCAUUGAACUAUACUAUUGAAGAAGUUUACAGCCAUUGCAGACAUGUGCAUCCCCAAGAUUUUUUAAUGAACCAUAUUUACGUACUGCAAUAGAGCAAAAUGCAAGGAGCAAGUAGUUUGGAACUUGCAUUUAAUCCCUAAUAAUGACACAUUUCUGUCGUUGACAGUAAAAUUAUAAAGGGGUUCAUAUUUAUACAAAUGUUGGGUGAGUUGGUAUUUCUAAUAUGGAAUAUAAUGAUGCCUUAAUCUUGAAUUAGUAAUUAAAGAAAUAAAAUUUCAAAUGAGAGAACUAAUGUCAUAGCAAGCUAUGUUUGAGUUUUUUUAUAGAAUUUGAUGCGAUUGUUUGUAAACAACUCCAUCUUAUGCCGAAGGAAAAGUGACUUGUAUUAUUCCGCGAAGCGAAGCUACAUGUAUAUCAUAAUAACUGUAUAUUUAGCCCCAUGAAAAUGCAAGGUAUUAACCGAUACUGAUAUAUGUGUCUUAACUUUUGCUGCUAUUUCAAUAUAUAUGAGGAUUAUGUUUAUUUAGUAUUACGUAGGCAUCUUUCCUAUGUCGACUUAAAAAUGAGGAAGUUAUUCAAGAAUUUAGGUUGAUGAUCUUGUAUUUGUAAAGUGAGCUACAAGCCUUGUUGUCUAUGCUAUAGCAAGUAUCCUUUGAAAAGAGACAUGCACAAUUUCCCAAAUUAAUAUAUUAUAACGACCAAAUUGUGUUCAUGCAAUACGUUUGAGAAUUUGAUGAAAAAAGUGCAGACGAAGCAGUAUAAAUGCACUCAUUCUCGCAAUAUGAAUAUUUCAUGUGUAUGCGGUAUAUGUAAUAACAAGUUGAGUCUUUGCUAGUUAUUUAAAAGAUAAAUGAUUACCUGUGAAGUUGUCAUCGCUCUUUAAUUAAUAGAGUCUUAAUUCUUGUUCAUACAUCAUGUGUCACAGGCCUUUCGAUGAUGAAAAUGAUGCCUUUGUUUAAUAGCUUUAUCUUGUAUGUGCUUCCAUUGUUUUAUCCAUUGUUACGUGUCUUUUCAACAAGAGGUGUGUCCAUUCUGUUCUCCUAUCUGAAAUCAAUCGUUGAAAUGGGACAUUCGCUGCUCGUUUGUCACCUAUAUAUUAGAAAUGUUUCAUGAACUUUUAAUCUUGUAUACAUGUAUGUGCAGGGUUGCAUAUCUGCAGUUGAAUUCUGUUUCGUUUUAUGCAAGACUUUCUUGUCAGCUUUAGAAUUUAAUAUAAUAUUGAUGUAAAUGUACAAAGUGGAUGAUACUUGUAGUAAGAGCUGUAUAGAUAUUAAGAAUUUCUUUUAACUUGUUAAUACUAACCACUAUUGUACUCUGUAGACGUUAUGUAAGUGGUGACAUAUUUUAAAUGAUUAUAAGCCAGACCUUCUCUUUAAGUGACCAUUUAAUUACCAUCAACUCAUUUUUGUGAAAAAGGCGUCGAUUUUAUUCAAGUUUAUUCAAGUCAGUUGGGUUUCACCCAAUGUACCUACCUGGUACAUGACUGUACGUUGUGUUAUCACAAGAGGGAGCUACAUAUUUGAAGUAUUUUAAUUUUUUUUGUCAUACAUUAUAUUUCAUCAUGCCACAGCGUUUUAAUUCUGUCAGCAUCAUAGAAAAAAGGUCAUGCAUCUCAAGGCACAUAAGCUGUUUAUUAUAUUUAGACAGGAUUUACUUCUUCUCCCCUAUGAAAGUUUGUAUGAGGUGCAUAAGCUACAGAAAAGAUUUGUUUUUCUUUGAAGGCACUACUGAAACAACUGAAUGUAUAUCUAAACUAGAUUUGCUGCUUUUAGAGAAAAUCUUGUCCAACAAAGCAGGGUACGAGUGAGAUGGAGUGUGAUAGCAUCAUGCACUCGUGGUAACAAGGGAAGGCCUGUAUGGGACUAAAGAAGAAUAGCUGUUUUAAAAAAUUAUCAACAAUUUGUUUUCUUCUAGUGGCUGCUUUUAUUCAGUUUUCUUCUUCAAUUAUAAAACAAAUAAUUUGUUCUGCGUAUCUUGUAUUUCACUCAUACUCACCUCACCUCAAGUGCUCAUAGCACCCCAAAAUUUUCUUGGCGUUAGCGACAGGACUUCCUUCCAAGAGGUACCCAUUUUCUACACCUGAGUCGAGAGUGACAAAUGUUGAUUAGGUCUUGUCAAAAGACAAUAGUUUAAUGCCUUGCUGUGACUCGAACCAAUGACCUUUGACCGUUUGCUACUUUGUGGAAAACAUCUCAAUACUGGAAUCAGGAUAAUACACACUUUUUUAAAAUUCAAACAGUCCAGGGUAUAAUUGCCAAAUUGUGGUCAGGCAUUGCACAUCUGCAUAUUUUAUACGGUUAGGCCAAAGAUAUGUCACAGUAAUGCUGCAAUUGACAUAAUCUAAUUUCUUCUUUCAGUGCAAGAAGUUAUCACAACAUGAAGCUAUGUUUCAAAUGAGUGAAGUAGAUAACCUUGUUGUGUACCCCUUUCUUUGCCUUAUUGUCAAAUUGACUAUAUGUAUCUGUUUUUAAAAGAAAAAGAGAAAAGAAUGCAAUAACAUUUUCAUUAUACAUUUACAUUAUGAUUUUUAUAUAUUCUAAUCAUAAUUAUAUGCUUCAGUGGUAGAAAGCAUUUGUUCUGUGACUUAAAACAUUUUCUAUUUAUUAUCGUACAGGCAUAUGCUGUCAUAAAUUAUGAGUUGCCUUGUUUUCUUAUAUGCAUAGAAAGUUAAAUGACAUUUUACAAAUAUUUGUACAGCUUGCUUAGUGUUUUAUUUUAUUUCAAAGUUACCAAAAUACAGUGAACACAUUAAACGUGAUGUUGCCUUGUUUAUACAAUAGAUAAAUUGCCUCUGUCAAUUUUGAUGUCUUGUAUUUUAAACUUAUUAUAUAUUUGAGAUUCUUAGGUAUUUUAAAGCUUUGUCUUCAGUAGCUUUCAUGCUUUUUAAAAUAAUAUGUAUUUUAUUAUGGUUCCGUUUCAUUUUCUUUUUAUGCAUCUAUGCUGUGUAAUUCGUUUUUGUGUAAUUUUAGUCUUGAGGGUUUUAUGUGAUUAACGGAUGAAUGUGAAGAGUAAAGGCUAUUUAUUUCCAUCACAUUUUGACAAUGUUGUUUAUUAGGGCUAAUAUCUGUAAUACUAAAUAAAGGUAGUUAUCACUCGUCGUACAUUAGAUAUCAAAAUAACUCAUAAUUCAAAUAUUAUGAAACGAUUUGGGUUUACUAAACUUCCAUGGCAUAUUCUUAAUGCUAGUAAUCAUCUGUAUUUCUUAAUGCAUGCUUUUAAUAAAGCAUUAUAUCUUGCCCCGAUGGCAUUUCAUCUGUUUAAGGGUCAACAAAUUUCUGCCUAGUCUAAUGUAUUGUGCGAAUGCUGUAAGUAUGUAUUAUGAUUGUAUGAAUUUUAUACUCCCAAUCUAUCUGCAAUGGUAACUGAUUUCAUAUCUCUGUUUGUGUACAUGGCAAAUAUACUGGACUUCUAAUUAAAAGUUCGCAUAUAAAUAUAUAUAUAUAAAAGAUUAAA
Strongylocentrotus purpuratus (purple sea urchin) is the source of this 7548-nucleotide messenger RNA. RefSeq names its product MICAL-like protein 1 (gene micall1). The record is from RefSeq and is a predicted model, not a curated record. Lineage: Eukaryota; Metazoa; Echinodermata; Echinoidea; Camarodonta; Strongylocentrotidae. Bases 791 to 3991 code for a protein of 1066 amino acids. Gene Ontology annotation, molecular function: protein binding. The transcript is spliced from 11 exons.